Messenger RNA from Fraxinus pennsylvanica, 912 nucleotides. Lineage: Eukaryota; Viridiplantae; Streptophyta; Magnoliopsida; Lamiales; Oleaceae. The record is from the annotation of a GenBank genome assembly.
AUGGCUUCUUCUGAAUUGGAUUCUAAAGGAAAGGGAAGAAAAAUAUUGAUAUCGAGUUUGACAUCAUUAAUGGGGGUGGUUCUGCUGGGCCUGAGCUUGAUGCUAUAUUAUCGAAAAAGGAAGAAAAAUUGCACAAAAUGGAGAACAGAAGGGAGUCGUAGUGAAAGCCAUAACAAAGAUUAUGAGCUGCCAUUGUUCCGCACAUCUACAAUUUCAAAAGCCACCAAUAACUUUUCAGCCAACAACAAGCUUGGACAAGGUGGAUACGGGCCUGUUUAUAAGGGAACUCUGGAAGAUGGACAAGAAGUUGCUGUGAAAAGCCUGGACUUGAUUUUAUUUGAUCAAACCAGAAGUGCAUUGCUUGAUUGGCCUAAGCGCCUCCAAAUUGUUAAUGGAGUGGCUAGAGGACUGAUAAGUUUCGGAGGGAAUGAAACCGAAGAUAAGACUAACAGAGUAGUUGGAACAUAUGGCUACAUGUCACCAGAAUAUGCAGUGCAUGGACGGUUCUCACAAAAAUCAGAUGUAUUUAGCUUUGGCGUUCUGGUGCUAGAAAUUUUGACCGGCAAGAGAAAUAGUGGAUUUUCUCAUGAAGAUCAACAUCUCAACCUUCUUGGACAUGCAUGGACACUUCACAAGGAAGAAAGGUCAUUGGAACUAAUUGAUGAGUGUCUAAGUGAGACAGCUAAUCUACUUGAAGUUCUACGAUUAAUCCAUGUGGGUCUUUUGUGUGUGCAACAAUGUCCAGAUGAUAGGCCGAGCAUGUUUUCAGUGGUUGCAAUGUUGGGAAAUGAUGCUGCGUUGCCUCAGGCAAAUCAGCCUGGUUUUUUCGCAGAAAGAGAUGUCUCUGUAGGUAAAAGUAUAACUAGUUGUUCAUCCAAUGAAAUAACCAUUACCCAGUUGGAAGCAAGAUGA